GGCUAACAACGUCGGCCAGUACUUUAUGGGAGUCACGUAUCUGAGUGUAUAAUCCGCGUAUAUUCGAGGUCGAAACGCCCAGUGUGCACAAUCGAAAGUGAAAGACCAAGAAUUAAUCAAUAACAAUACGACAAAGUGUAAAGACUGUGGGAAAAACCGCACUCGCGAUUUACAUUAAUCGACUGCAAAUAAACAACGACAAUGAAGUCGAAAGCAGUGGGAAUUCUCAUCGUUUGCAGUCUCCUGCAGCUCGCAGUGCACGCACAGCAAAGAUGCCGUAACCCCAAUCAAAAUUUCGGCUACUGCAUAUCGAUCUAUGAUUGUCCCAGUCUCAUCGAGGUCCUUCAACGCAUUUCACUUACAAGUAGUGAUCGAAGCUUUCUGCUUGAAUCUCAAUGCUCAAAUGGAUUUGGACGUCAGCCUUAUGUCUGCUGCACAGCCGAUCAGAGCUAUGCGGGUCGCAUAAGCACGCCCCCACCAGUAACGCCCACACAAACAGCGCCCACCCAAGCGCCCAGACCCACAACACUUACACGCGGCAAUGGGCUAGGAAAUGUGUUGCCUUCUCCACCAAAUUGCGGGCCCGAUUCAUUUUCGGAUAAAAUCUACAAUGGCAACGAUACGGCUAUAGAUGAAUAUACAUGGAUGGUCCUAUUGGAAUAUGUGGAUAAGACUGGUCGACGUGUGCUUAAUUGUGGAGGCAGCCUAAUCAAUAGCCGAUAUGUAUUGACUGCCGCCCAUUGUGUGGUUGGACCUAUUGAAACCGAAGUGGGUCGCCUGACCACAGUUCGCUUGGGAGAGUACGACAUCAGCAAAGAUGUGGACUGUGUGCGAGGUGAUUGUAACAAACCCAUUAUAGAACUGGGCAUUGAACGGGCCAUACCGCAUCCGGAGUUCGAUGCUGCGAGUGCUAGUCGUCACCAUGAUAUUGCUCUGAUACGUUUGGAUGCCGAUGUGGAACUCAGUCCUUAUAUACAGCCCGUGUGCCUGCCCCUGGCGAGCACACGGCAAGCAAUAAAUGCUGGAGAGACUCUGACUGUUAGCGGCUGGGGCCGGACAUUAUUAGCGCGACAGAGCAACAUUAAGCAGCAUCUGAAUCUUCCAGUCACAGAUCACGACCAGUGCGCUCAGAAGUUCUCCUCGAGACGCAUUCAGUUGCUCGAUUCGCAGCUGUGUGCUGGUGGCGAAUUCGCACGCGAUAGCUGCGAUGGGGACUCUGGUGGUCCGCUGAUGCGUCGUGGCACCUCGAAGAACUGGUAUCUGGAAGGCAUUGUUUCGUUUGGCAAUCGCUGUGGGCUGGAAGGCUGGCCAGGUGUGUACACGCGCGUGGCCGAUUAUAUAGAAUGGAUUCAGGCGAACCUACAACCCUGAAGUUGAACGCUUUGUUCAAAUUAAGUUUUAAUUAAAGCCAAGUCGAGUGUUACACUUAAA
Molecule: messenger RNA, 1431 nt
Organism: Scaptodrosophila lebanonensis
Lineage: Eukaryota; Metazoa; Arthropoda; Insecta; Diptera; Drosophilidae
Gene: Sp7
Product: serine protease 7
Exons: 5
Coding region: 202-1371 (389 amino acids)
Biological process (GO): proteolysis
Molecular function (GO): serine-type endopeptidase activity
Source: RefSeq, a predicted model, not a curated record